AUGGGAUAUUACGAUAUUGACGAAGUGCUAGCGGCAGGCGAACGUGUUCCUUGCAAAUUUAACCUCACGGUGCCAGGAUUGGGUUUUCUUGAGGGAAAUCCCGGAAAGCCUAUUGAAGAAGGUGCCAAAGUGGAUAUUCCCAUGUGGCUAGCAGAGACGUUGGCCCGUGUGGAGAUAGGAAAUACCGGCAAGCGGUUCGUUCUGUUUCUAGAACCCGACUUCACGUCGCCCAAGGUGAUAAACGCUAUCAAGGCAGACCCCCUCUCGGUGGAUUUACAUAGUAUUGUCAGUAACUUCUAUAAGCUCAGCGAAAAGUGGGCCUCCAUGUUCGCUGACGUGGAGUUGGCAGAGAUGUUGAUGACGAUGUUAAAGGAGAGGGCUUUGGAGAUCGAUAACUAUGCCAGCAACACCAGCAAACACGUGAACUCGAAUUUUUUGUAUUCCUUAGAUGAGUUCGAGAAAAAUCUAUACAAGGUCACUUAUGAGAGCAAGAAACAGAUGCGUGAAUGGAGCAACAGUGUGUAG
Sungouiella intermedia is the source of this 525-nucleotide messenger RNA. Lineage: Eukaryota; Fungi; Ascomycota; Pichiomycetes; Serinales; Metschnikowiaceae. The record is from the annotation of a GenBank genome assembly.